Molecule: messenger RNA, 2835 nt
Organism: Cucumis sativus (cucumber)
Lineage: Eukaryota; Viridiplantae; Streptophyta; Magnoliopsida; Cucurbitales; Cucurbitaceae
Product: protein BASIC PENTACYSTEINE4
Exons: 3
Coding region: 1323-2264 (313 amino acids)
Biological process (GO): response to ethylene
Cellular component (GO): nucleus
Molecular function (GO): DNA-binding transcription factor activity; sequence-specific DNA binding
Source: RefSeq, a predicted model, not a curated record
AAUACACAUCAAAACGAAGAAGAAGGAAGGAAGGAAGGAAGGAAGGAAGUAGGCUUGCUACUCACCACCAUUCUUUCUCUCUCAGUUCUCUCUUCAAUCUCCGACUCUAUCAAAUCUUCACCAAAUCUCUUCCAAAUUCUUUUCAGGUCAGCAUUCCUUCUUCUCCAUUGCAUCUGUUGUUGUAAGUUUUCCUUUCCUCCAUUCCAACUUCCUCUCUUUCUUCUCAUCAUCCUCCAUUUUUCCCCCUCUCCCUUUUCAAAUUUCUUUCUCCUCCUCCUCCUCCUCCUCCUCCUAAAUCCUAUCCUUUUCUCACUCCUACCUCGCCUAUAUUCUUUUUCCUCCAUUCUCUCUUUGUUCUUCUUCCUUUCAUGUUUUUUUCCCUCCUUUUAGGUUUUGUUCGAGGAGAUUGGGCUGCUGCUCCUUUUUUUUUUUUCGAGCUGUGAAGAAAUUGGUAUAGACUUGAAUAAGUGAAGUUGAUUAUCCCUUGAUGUUAUAAGUAAGAUGCUGCUUCGGAAUAUGACCUUAAAAUUUCUUCGGUGGAUGGUAAUGACCAGCUUUCAUUAAACUUAAGCUGAAAUGGAAGAACCUACAUACUCUUAACAUGGUUUUAAAGAGACUCAAAUUGCCAGACCAGGCUUCUGUUUAUGCUUUAUCUUUGAAAGAGCAAUCCAAUGAGAACCAUUAAAGAUGUAUGAAAGUUUGAUUGAUUAAUGGCGUACUUGAAUGUUUGUCUCCUAUUUUAAUUUGUGUCCAUUAUUUGGACAAUCAUAGUAUUGUAGGCUCUUUUUUUCUUAGCUCUUGAUAGUAAGUGUUUGAAUUGAUCCCCCAAGAUAUGCUGGAUGUGACCGUGCUGGUACCUCCUGUUAUCCAAACUUAUGAUCUUUGCUUUGUCAAUGAAAAGAGACUGUAUCAUUUUUAAUUAUUUGCUUGAUGUAGCUGAAUGAAUUCAUCGUAGUGUGGGGUGAUUCCAAUCUUCUUUAUGAUUUUACUGUAGUUCUAACAUGUCUUUAUAUUGACCAAAAGAUAGUCUCCUUUCAGUUUAGGUUAAUUAAUGUAGGUUCAAUUUUUCUUUUAAACUUUUUGUGACUUUGAACUACCACUCAUUCUUAGUUGUUGAGGUUUUAUUUCACUUUAGUUUCUAUCUUUCCUGUUAUGCCUUGUUGAUGCUUCCCAUUAUCUAAAUCUUGCUGAUGUUUUCAAUUUCAUGUAAAAUCAGAGUAGAUGAUUAUGAGUUGGAAGGUUAGUUGAUGGUGAAAUUUUUUUGAAUCAAACUCCAAUCAGCAUUCUGAAUCCAUUCGCCUUGGUAGUUAUUUUUUGGGACUAUGGAUGAUGGCCGUCAACAUGAAAACGGGAGGCACAAACUAGAUUAUUUCCGAGGGAGCUCCUCACCAUGGAAUAUGGUGCCCCCAAAUCAUGUAAAGGAACCAAAUGCCUUGGUCAUGAAUAAGAAGAUCAUGUCCAUUAUAGCCGAGAGAGAUGCUGCUAUUCGGGAACGGAAUUUAGCACUAUCUGAGAAGAAGGAGGCAUUGGCUGCACGAGAUGAGGCUCUCCGGCAGCGUGACGAGGCACUUGUACAGCGUGAUUCUGCGUUAAUGGAAAGGGACAAUGCCCUUGCUGCCCUUGAAAUUCGUGACAAUGCUUCUAACUUCCCUCUUGGUGGUGGGGUCCAACGCAAAACAAAGCGAUUACACCAUUUAUCUAAUCAUAUGCCGAACAUAUCUGAAACUUCCUAUGGUACAAAAGACGUGCAUAUAACUGAUGCCUUUCCAAUUACAGUUAUAGCUUCUGAAGCUGUUAAGUCUCAGCAGGGAAAGCGAGCGAAGGAUAACAAGUUAGUUUCAUCAAAGACAUCAAGGCCGCCAAGGAAGAAGGUUGGCGAAGAUUUGAAUAGACAUGCUGCCACCGAUGGCACAAAAUACAGAACUGAUUGGGAUGGUCAGGACGUGGGUUUGAAUCUUGUAAGUUUUGAUGAUUCUUCUAUGCCAGCACCAAUUUGUUCGUGUACUGGGUUCGCAAGACAGUGCUACAAAUGGGGAAAUGGGGGUUGGCAAUCGUCUUGUUGUACCACCCAUAUGUCCAUGUAUCCACUUCCACAUUUGGAAAACAAACGCCAUGCUCGUAUGGGCGGGCGGAAAAUGAGUGGAAGUGUUUUUACAAAAUUGCUUAGUCGGCUAGCAGCAGCAGGUCAUGAUCUGUCGGUACCAGUGGAUCUUAAGGACCACUGGGCAAGACACGGUACAAAUCGCUACAUAACAAUCAGGUAGCUAGGAAGUAACUUCAAGAGGAGUAGAACAUUUUGCAGAGGUCCUUGGGGUCGUCUCGAUCGCAGCUUUAAUGUUUCAGUAGUUAACAUGCCUCAACCGAAGUGAUUCUACAUUAGGUAGAGCUCUUCCCUUUUAUUGGUUUAGGCAUUGUGAUUAAGAUUGAACCUGAACGGACCACCGUAGAUUGGGGAUAUGUUUGUAGAGUAUGGUCAUAAGAAUUCGGCAGUCUUUUGUGCAAAUUUCUAUUUUCCUAUUGCCAAAUUCCCCCAUUAGAAUUUCGGAGAAAACUUUAGAAUGUAGAUUCAAGAAUGAAGCUGAUUUUAUUUGAUUGUUUGUAUUGGAGCUACCAUCUGUUCAUCUGUUAUAUCAGUCUCAUCGAGAAAACAGAUUUCGAUGGAUCGAGCCCCGAGCAGGGAAGGCAAGAAGAGUAGAUUUUGAAAUAGUUGUUGCGUGAUUCGAGUGCUAAAUUAUUCGAUAAUUUUGGUCUGUCUUGCUGGUAGUGCAGAUCCUCCCUCUCCAACUCUUUUUGCAGCCAAAUUGGAUUAGGAAGCUUCAUCUUGUUUUUUCCCCU